AUGUUUCCAGGUUUUACACAAGCAGCAAUUGUAGCUGUUAUAGUUAUUCUUGCACAAACAACAAAACGUAUUCGUUGUGAUGAUGCAUCAGCAGAUGCUGAAGGAAGUAAUGUUCUUUCACUUACAAAAGAUACAUUCGAUGAUGCUCUUAAAAAUAAUAAACAUAUACUCGUAAAAUUUGUUGCACCAUGGUGUGGUCAUUGUAAAGCAUUAACACCGGCUUAUGCUGCUGCUGCUAAACAAUUAGCUGAUUCUGGUAGUGAUAUUAAAUUAGCUACUGUUGAUGCAACAGUUGAUCAAGAUCUUGCACAAAAAUAUGAUGUUAAAGGUUAUCCAACAAUAAAAUUCUUUAGUGAUGGUACAACAUUUGAAUAUAACGGUGGACGUUCACAAGAUGAUAUUGUAAGUUGGUUAAAAAAGAAAACUGGACCAGCAGCUGAUGAAUUAAAAACUGUUGAUGAUCUUAACAAGUUGAAAGAAGCCAAUGAUGUUGUUGUCAUCGGUGCUUUUAAAGAUACAGAUGGUGAUGCUGCUGCAUCAUUUCUUCAAGUAGCUAAAACACUUGAUGGUAUUCCAUUUGGUAUCACAUCAAAUCAAGAUGUUCUUAAAGAACUUGAUGUCAAAUCAGAUGCUAUUGUUCUCUUUAAAAAAUUUGACGAAGGUCGUAAUGAUCUGACAUCGAAAAUUGAUGAAAAUUCCAUUCGAGAAUUUAUUCAAGCAAAUCAACUUCCAAUUGUUGUCGAUUUUAGUGCUGAAACAGCACAAAAAAUCUUUGGUGGUGAUAUUAAAGUUCAUGUACUUUUAUUUGGUAGCAAAAAGAGUGAUGAUUAUGAAAAACUUCGACAAGAAUUUCAAACUGCUGCAAAACAAUAUCGUGGACGAACACUUUUCGUUUCAAUUGAUUCAGAUGAUGAAGAAAAUGAACGUGUACUUGAAUUCUUUGGUCUUAAAAUAGCCGAUGUUCCAGCUGUUCGUUUAAUUACAUUAAAAGAUGAAAUGAGCAAAUUUAAACCUGAAUCAUCCGAUAUUACAUCAGGAGUUUUAUCAAGUUUUGUUGAUGCUUUCUUUAAUGGUAAACUUAAACCACAUUUACUUACACAAGAAAUUCCUGAAGAUUGGGAUAAAACACCAGUUAAAACUUUAGUUGGUAAAAAUUUUCAUGAAGUUGCUACUAAUAAAAAGAAAACCGUACUUGUUACAUUUAUUGCACCUUGGUGCGGUCAUUGCAAACAAUUAACACCUAUUUAUGAACAAUUAGGUGAAAAAUAUAAAGAUAAUGCUGAUAUUGUUAUUGCUAAAAUGGAUGCUACUGCUAAUGAACUUGAAGAUAUUAAAAUUCAAAGUUUCCCAACAAUAAAAUUAUUUCCAAAAGAUUCCGAUGAAGUUAUUGAUUAUCAUGGUGAACGUACUCUUGAAGGUCUCACCAAAUUUAUUGAUUCAAAUGGAAAAGAAGCUGGCAAAAUCCCUGAUGAGAUGAGCGAACAAACAGAAGAAGCCGAUGAAGAAGAACAAGGAGCUCAUGAAGAUUUAUAA
Adineta steineri is the source of this 1533-nucleotide messenger RNA. Lineage: Eukaryota; Metazoa; Rotifera; Eurotatoria; Adinetida; Adinetidae. The record is from the annotation of a GenBank genome assembly.